AUGGACAUCAUACGCCCCUCUGAAAAUUCAUGCGGGUCUCCUCUACACAUGGUCCCCAAAAAUUCGUCCAAAUCUGGCGCCCAUGUGGAGACUAUCGCGCACUCAACGGCCCCGGAUAGGUACCUGAUUCCCCAAAUCCUGGAUCUCAGGUCAGAUCUAGCCGGUUUAACUCUUUUCAGCCGCAUCGAUCUGGUUCGCGCAUACAACCAGAUACCAGUAGCCGAAGCCGACAUCUCCAGAACAGUCGUAGUCACACCGUUUGGACUAUUGGAAUUCCUUCGAAUGACAAUCAGUUUAAGCAAAGGUGCACAGUCCUUCUGA
Molecule: messenger RNA, 321 nt
Organism: Echinostoma caproni
Lineage: Eukaryota; Metazoa; Platyhelminthes; Trematoda; Plagiorchiida; Echinostomatidae
Source: the annotation of a GenBank genome assembly